This is a messenger RNA of Iphiclides podalirius (scarce swallowtail), 288 nucleotides long. The record is from the annotation of a GenBank genome assembly. NCBI's taxonomy places the organism in Eukaryota, Metazoa, Arthropoda, Insecta, Lepidoptera, Papilionidae.
AUGCACACGCACAACGAGAGAAAACCAUUUACGUGUACCAUAUGCGCGAAAGGAUUCUGCAGGAAUUUCGACCUUAAGAAGCACACCAGAAAGCUGCAUUUAGGCGCUGGCGGGUCUAACAACGAUUCGUCACUCGACACGCAGGACGAGUCGACGCAAGAAGCGUCCACGAGUCCAUCGGAAGAGACGAGUAGAGUGGCUUUCAGGCCUUUUUUAGGAGGUGCCUAUCCGAGAAUCCUGGAUCCAGCGCGAAUGACUGCCCCCAACACCUUCUUCUCCAAGUUAUUG